AUGGACAGUGCCCUGAUCGAACAACGUUCCAAUAGUGCUAGUGAUGGCAUUACGGUCAACAGUAACUCUUCACCACUUGAUGAUAUUGAAAUGGGCAUAAACAGCCCUCUGGCAACAUCAUCGCCUACCCCUGGCGAAGAUGAGAUGAUGCAAUACAACACGAACAGCAUUCCCCUGGUUAUGCUGAGUGGGUCUCAAGAUACAAUGAUUAUGGCCAACCCGUCCAGUUCUGAUCACCAUGAAGUCACCACUAAAGACUUGUGCGUGGGGUACAAUCCUUGGCUCGGUAUCAUAGAUGCCAUCCCCAAAUUGCGACAUAUCAAGACUAUUGACACCAACAUGGAGUACGGAGAGGACUGGAUCCAAAUAUACGACUGGGUUGAUGGUUUUCAAAACAAUCUCCCUUUCUUGUUGCACCUGAUGAUGCUGGCUUUCAUCCCUUCCAUGCCUCGUCUGACCAACUUGACUCUGGGAAAACCAUCUGACUUCAAAUAUGCCAACAAGAGGAUCACAGGCACAUAUACUUACCCUCAAAGUUUUUUUAUGAUAGGUUCGGUAACAUUCUCUAGUCUGUUCAAAGGCGAAUUCAAUCAUGCAAUCGUGAUUAAACCUUUGAAAAACUUCUGGCCUCGUCAAGCAUCUGUUCUGGCUGAAAUAAUGGAAGUAGACUUUGAUCGCAACCUCUUCAGUUUUAAGACAGUUCGAGACGGACUUGUAUUCAUGACAUAUCCCAAGCCAAAAGAUCCAUCAGCACCCCCUACACCUAUACCCUUGUUCAAUGUGACGAGGGAGUUCGAUCCCACGAAAUUUCACAAAUGCCCUCCAAUCAAAUCCGAGCUGGAGGAAGGAACCAUUGCGUUGCUGAUAUUCACCACUAUGAAGUACGGUGACGACGUGGGUUCUUUCAACAUUCAAAUUGUGGCCAAGAUACACGAUCCACCUGCCGUUACAAGUGGCACUAUUCCGGCCAAACCGCUGCCUAAAUAUCUCACCAACCUUGGAGAUAUUGGUGUACUCGGCGAGGACUUUCCUGAGCUGACUUCCGAAGACAAAGAGGAUCCUCAUGACACCACCAGGAUCUUCCUGGAGUCACUGCAACCUGACAACACCUUUAACAACAUGGCCGUUAACUUCUCGAACAUGCAUACAAACCGAAAUUCUCUACCACCUCCUUCACCUCCCUCAAUUGCUCUAGCGUUAGGUGACGCUGAACACAAGAAAGAUAUAAGCCAACUUACAAACACACCGAAAGAAAUUGUCUGGUCACUGGGACGACCCAAACAUUCCAACCAGGCAAUUACCUCGACUUUCCGAGUCGCCAAUACAUCCACAUCUCUUGCUGAAGUCCUGUGGCUUUUGGAUCACAAUGAUCUGGAGCCGACUGACAUCCGCAAAGCGAUUUUCAUGCUACAAGCAAUCCUCAAUAAGAUGAUAGAAAAGCAAGAUGACAAAAAGGCAGAUUAA
Messenger RNA from Desarmillaria tabescens, 1464 nucleotides. RefSeq lists its product as uncharacterized. The transcript is spliced from 11 exons. NCBI's taxonomy places the organism in Eukaryota, Fungi, Basidiomycota, Agaricomycetes, Agaricales, Physalacriaceae. Bases 1 to 1464 code for a protein of 487 amino acids. The record is from RefSeq and is a predicted model, not a curated record.